GCGUGCUUUAUGUCUCCCUGUGACAAAAUGGCGACCGGAGGUUAGCGGGAAUUGUUGGGACUUUACCGCUCGUGAGGCCGGAGAGCCGCCCGGGUGUCAUGAAGUGUGGCCCCGCUGGCCCCCCAGGAAGUUCCUGCUCCCCCACACCAUCAUGUGACGCUGCCGCGGACUGUCCCUCCCCUGUACAGAAGCCUCUGGGCCCCAGGGUUGACCCUACCAGAGGGCGCUCCAGAUUGCAGCCCCCCAUUAGCCCCGGACCCCAGUGUCCUCCUGGCCGUCCGCAGCCGAUUAUUGAGACUGCCCCCCCGAACUCUGAGCCAGGUCUGAGCAGGGUCAUGGAGAGCCCCCCCGGGUCAUGUGCUGUGGGGGCAGCCGCCAAAGAAGGAUCAGAGCCAGGACCCGAGGAAGACCAGGCAGGGGUGCAGCUGCGGCCUGGUUUGGACGCGUACCGCGGUGCCCCCACCUGCUCUACUUCAGAAGAAGACAGUGCAGAGCUGGUUAUCCCUUUAGAUGAGGGCGAGGAGCAGAGCCGGGGCAGGAAGAAGAGGACACUGGUUAAGAGGAAGCGGCAACAGAAGGAAGAGGAGCCGGUGACCUGUCAUGUGGACCAGGAGCUGGACCGGGCCCUGGAGGAUGGGGCCAAACAGCACAAUCUCACCGCAGUCAAUGUCCGCAAUAUCCUCCAUGAGGUGAUCACUAACGAGCACGUUGUGGCCAUGAUGAAAGCCGCCAUCACCGAGACCGAAGGCCUGCCGAUGUUCGAACCCAAAAUGACCCGAUCCAAACUAAAAGAGGUGGUGGAGAAAGGCGUG
This is a messenger RNA of Bufo gargarizans (Asiatic toad), 812 nucleotides long. Its product is annotated as GON-4-like protein. The record is from RefSeq and is a predicted model, not a curated record. Gene Ontology annotation, biological process: regulation of DNA-templated transcription. The transcript is spliced from 6 exons. NCBI's taxonomy places the organism in Eukaryota, Metazoa, Chordata, Amphibia, Anura, Bufonidae. Gene Ontology annotation, molecular function: transcription coregulator activity. The annotation marks the transcript as partial. Gene Ontology annotation, cellular component: nucleus.